Molecule: messenger RNA, 747 nt
Organism: Caenorhabditis elegans
Lineage: Eukaryota; Metazoa; Nematoda; Chromadorea; Rhabditida; Rhabditidae
Gene: F35E8.9
Product: ShKT domain-containing protein
Exons: 3
Coding region: 1-747 (248 amino acids)
Source: RefSeq, marked reviewed
AUGAUUGCUCUGGUUUCGUUCAUUCUUGCAUUCCUGGCUCCACAGGCUAGCGCUGUUAUCGGAGGAGAUCUUAACUGCACAACCUACAAUGGAACUGCUUUUGUCUGGACUACAGCCGCCACUGCAUGCAGCAAUGUGAUCUCCGAUUCAUCCUGCGCAGUUUUGUACCCAAACCCAGUUCCAGCUGAUGGAUACCCAUCACCAGGCAGGGACCAGCAGAGACCAUUGGCUUGUUAUACUACUGCUACGGCUACUCCAGCUGCUGUAGUUCAAGACAUGAAGACUGCAGCUCAGAGCACAUGCCCAAGAACUUGCGGAUUAUGUUGUCAAACUAGUGCUUACAGUUGCCCAAAUGUUGCCUACCCCCGUCUCAACUGUGCCUCGAUCACCGCCUCUCAAUGCAUCUCCCCAGCCUGGAGAACAAUCAUAGCCACGGACUGCCCAUCUGCCUGCGGAUUCUGCAACCAAGGAGGAUGUGUGGAUGCCGUUCCUGACUGCUCCAAUGACAUCACCAUUUGCAAUGCCAUCGGCCUUCAGACUUUCGUGAACGCCAACUGUCAGAGAACUUGCAAUAGAUGUGCCUCGUCAACAACUACUCUUUCUUCAUCUUCCUUGACCUGCUCCUCAUACAUCGCCGACUCGAGCACUGCAUGCAGAGCCUGGUCUCUGAACGGAUUCUGCACCAACACCUUCUACACCCUCGCGCAAAGAAGAUCAUACUGCGCCUCCACUUGCAGAAUCUGCUAG